Molecule: messenger RNA, 600 nt
Organism: Elaeis guineensis (African oil palm)
Lineage: Eukaryota; Viridiplantae; Streptophyta; Magnoliopsida; Arecales; Arecaceae
Source: RefSeq, a predicted model, not a curated record
GAAAUCAAAUUCAAGCAAUGAGUGCACAAUCAGCCAUGAAGAGUGCUUGCCUCUUGAUCACGGUUCUGCUUGCUACUGUCAUCACCAACACCACAUCAAUGACCAUACAUGAAGCAAGUAGCAUCCCUGCAAGUUUAGGUAAGGGAGUAAGGAGCUUUCUUGGGAGCACUGGUGGCAAUUGGAAUUCAGUAGACAUAGAAGGAGUGGGAGGUGGAAGUGCAGUUGAUAGCUCCAAAAUGAGAGCAAAGGUGGGAGAUAAAGGAGGCAGGCAUGUUGGGAAUAGUUUGUCGAGCUGCGUAACUCGAGAAUAUUGCAGGAAGAACAAGGUGAUUUGCACCAAGAAGUGCAGCAAGCAAGAUGGCAAUGCCAUCGAGAAGAAGCAUAUCCCAGGGAAGUGCACUCUCACGUGCAAGAAGUGCAUCCCAAACUGCUAAACAUCUUAGACUCCCUUCUUUGAUAUGAAGCUGUUAUGGACAAGCUCUCUAGUUUUUUUGUCGUCUCUUCUUUAUGUUCUUUAUGUUGAAGCCCUCUUUUCUAGUCUUAUUAUGGUUCAAUGAAAUAAAAGAUAAUUCCUCAGCUGAUCAGGAAUUUUCUAUUUUA